Molecule: messenger RNA, 477 nt
Organism: Rotaria sp. Silwood2
Lineage: Eukaryota; Metazoa; Rotifera; Eurotatoria; Philodinida; Philodinidae
Source: the annotation of a GenBank genome assembly
AUGUUCAAUCCAAUUGCUACGCCAACGCCAGCUCUUUUGAACGAAGACAAUCAAUCACGAGAAAAAGACGUAGCUGACAACGAAAAUCCUGUAUCUACAGAGCACUUGACCAAUCUUUUGAAUUCAACAGCUCAUACUCAAUCGAAGUCGAUUGGAAUCGCAUCAGUUGAACCAAAGAAUGCUGUACCAGCUACUACUGUAUCAACAAGUAUACUUUCUGUGGUGCAAACAGGUUUAAAAGGAAAAUUAAAUAUGAAAGGGCCAUUUGAAAAUUCUGUAGAUGAUCAUUCAAUGAAACACAAUAGCGAAAGGCUCAAUCGAUCAAACUUUUUUAUUAAAAACAUUGCAACAAAUCUUAAUUAUAUAGAAACUUUCACCUCCAUCAUAGCACAAUAUCCACUGGCUGAAUCAAACGCUGCUGCGAAUACACCAAAGAUAAAAUAUCUGUGUAUUGCUGGUAAUUUCCUUCUCACAUGA